Molecule: messenger RNA, 1254 nt
Organism: Colletotrichum karsti
Lineage: Eukaryota; Fungi; Ascomycota; Sordariomycetes; Glomerellales; Glomerellaceae
Product: phosphoglycerate kinase
Exons: 3
Coding region: 1-1254 (417 amino acids)
Biological process (GO): gluconeogenesis; glycolytic process
Cellular component (GO): cytosol
Molecular function (GO): ATP binding; phosphoglycerate kinase activity; ADP binding
Source: RefSeq, a predicted model, not a curated record
AUGUCUCUCUCCAACAAGCUCGCCAUCACCGACGUCGACCUCAAGGGCAAGCGCGUCCUCAUCCGCGUCGACUUCAACGUCCCCCUCGACGCCGACAAGAAGAUCACCAACAACCAGCGCAUUGCCGGCGCCGUUCCCACCAUCAAGUACGCGAUCGACAAUGGCGCCAAGGCCGUCGUCCUGAUGUCCCACCUGGGCCGCCCCAACGGACAGGAGAACCCCAAGUACAGCCUCGAGCCGGUUGUUCCCGAGCUCGAGAAGCUCCUCGGCAAGUCCGUCCAGUUCGCCAAGAACUGCGUCGGCCCUGACGUCGAGGCUAUCGUCAACAAGGCCGACAACGGCCAGGUUGUCCUGCUCGAGAACCUGCGCUUCCACAUCGAGGAGGAGGGUUCCGCCAAGGACAAGGACGGCAACAAGACCAAGGCUGACAAGGCCAAGGUUGACGAGUUCCGCAAGGGACUCACUGCUCUCGGUGAUGUCUUCAUCAACGACGCUUUCGGCACUGCUCACCGUGCCCACUCCUCCAUGGUCGGUGUCGACCUCCCUCAGAAGGCCUCUGGCUUCCUCAUGAAGAAGGAGCUCGAGUACUUCGCCAAGGCCCUCGAGAACCCCAAGCGUCCCUUCCUCGCCAUCCUCGGUGGUGCCAAGGUCUCGGACAAGAUCCAGCUCAUCGACAACCUGCUGGACAAGGUCAACACCCUCAUCGUUUGCGGUGGCAUGGCCUUCACCUUCAAGAAGACCCUUGAGAACGUCAACAUUGGCAACUCCCUCUUCGACGAGUCUGGCGCCAAGACCGUCGGCAAGCUCGUCGAGAAGGCCAAGGCCAACAACGUCGAGCUCGUCCUCCCCGUCGACUACGUCACCGCCGACAAGUUCGACAAGGACGCCAAGACCGACUCUGCCACCGACGAGUCUGGUAUUCCUGACGGCUGGAUGGGUCUCGACUGCGGCCCCAAGUCCAUUGAGCUGUACAAGAAGGCCAUCAACGACGCCCAGACCAUCCUCUGGAACGGUCCCCCCGGUGUCUUCGAGAUGGAGAAGUUCGCCAACGGCACCAAGGCCACCCUCGACGCCGCCGUCGCUGCUUCCGAGAGCGGCAAGAUCGUCAUCAUCGGUGGUGGUGACACGGCCACCGUUGCCGCCAAGUACGGUGUCGAGGACAAGCUCAGCCACGUCUCCACCGGCGGUGGUGCCAGCUUGGAGCUCCUCGAGGGCAAGGCCCUCCCUGGUGUCGUUGCUCUGUCGAGUAAGUAA